This is a messenger RNA of Pelmatolapia mariae (spotted tilapia), 4367 nucleotides long. RefSeq names its product synaptic vesicle glycoprotein 2C-like. Gene Ontology annotation, cellular component: synaptic vesicle membrane. Lineage: Eukaryota; Metazoa; Chordata; Actinopteri; Cichliformes; Cichlidae. Gene Ontology annotation, biological process: transmembrane transport; chemical synaptic transmission. The transcript has 13 exons. The record is from RefSeq and is a predicted model, not a curated record. Gene Ontology annotation, molecular function: transmembrane transporter activity. The coding region runs from base 490 to 2700 and encodes 736 amino acids.
UCAGCAUCCCUGGGCUUUCUUGGACUGCAGCAGAGAAACCGCUGCAUCGAAGAAGACAAGAGGAGAAAAAAAAUAGAAAAAAGAAAAAAGAAAGAAAGAAUUAAUCUAGGCUCGUUGUUCACUACCUCCGUGGCCGUGUAGAGACGCAAAUCAAGGAACGGACACUUCAGAGUCUUCAAGUUCGGUUCGAUGCACUAGAAAUUGUUUCCUCUCCUGAGUGGUUACUGGACUUUGAAUCUUGCCAGUCUGAGAUCAACUGUCUUCUCUUCAGCACUGUCUAGUUACUGCAAUCCAAUGGAAUUAGACAUCAUUACUUAAUUGCUAGUCUUCUGGCAGUUGGGUGGUAUUUCAGGGGUAAUAAAUUAGCAUAAAUCUUGCUCUGUCUGGGAAUAGAAGAUAGAAAAACAACUAAGUAACUUAUAUUUAUUGCAUCUGGUGGAAUAAAAGUGCACUAAAGCUGAAUUUAGUGCUUGUUACCCUCGUGCCAAGAUGGAGGAAACGCAUAACAACAGGACUUCCUUGGUCAGAGGUGCCAAGGACAUCGCUAAGGAAGCCAAAAGGCAAGCUGCCAAAAAUUUCAGCAAAGCUGUUGAUCGAGCCUCUGAUGAAUACUCAGCCCAUCGCAGCUACAAUCGUUUCCAAAAUGAGGAUGAAGAAGAGAACAACUACAACAGUUAUACUCAACAAGAUGGUCUUUAUGCUGACAAUGCAACCAACGAAGAGGACGGGGCCUCUAGUGAUGCCACGGAGGGUCACGAUGAUGAAGAUGAGAUCUAUGAGGGGGAGUACCAAGGAGUGCCUGCAUACAAUGAUGGGAAGCCACGGGAUGGUCAGGUGGCUCUGGGCCAGCCAGUGUCUGACAGCCUAAAGAGCCGCAAGGAACUAGAAAAUGAGAGACAAGCAGAUGAGGAAGAGCUCGCCCAGCAGUACGAGUUGAUCAUGCAGGAGUGUGGCCAUGGGAGAUUCCAGUGGCAGCUGUUCUUUGUUCUAGGUCUGGCACUCAUGUCAGAUGGAGUGGAGGUGUUUGUAGUGGGCUUUGUCCUGCCCAGUGCUGAGACAGACAUGUGUGUUCCCAACUCUGGUGCUGGAUGGCUUGGCAGCAUUGUGUAUCUGGGGAUGAUGUUUGGAGCCUUUUUCUGGGGUGGCCUCUCAGACAAAGUGGGCCGCAGACAGUGCCUGCUUAUAUCCAUGUCAGUCAACGGCUUCUUUGCCUUCCUUUCCUCCUUUGUCCAGGGCUACAGUAUGUUCCUCUUAUGCCGCAUGGUGUCUGGCUUCGGGAUCGGUGGAGCAGUACCGAUAGUAUUCUCAUACUUUGCGGAGGUGUUGGCUCGCGAGAAGAGAGGAGAGCAUCUGAGCUGGCUGUGCAUGUUCUGGAUGAUUGGAGGAAUUUAUGCCUCAGCCAUGGCCUGGGCCAUCAUCCCACACUAUGGCUGGAGUUUCAGCAUGGGAUCAGCCUACCAGUUCCACAGCUGGCGAGUGUUUGUGGUGGUGUGUGCGCUGCCCUGUGUCUCUGCGGUGGUAGCUCUCACUUUUAUGCCUGAAAGCCCCCGUUUCUACCUGGAGAUGGGUAAACACGACGAGGCCUGGAUGGUGCUCAAACACAUCCAUGACACGAACAUGCGUGCCCGCGGAGAGCCAGAGAGAGUCUUCACUGUGAACAGGAUAAAAAUCCCCAAACAGCUGGAUGAGCUGGUAGAGAUGCAGAAUGAGUCAGCCAACCCUGUACUCAAGGUCCUCUUCAAGAUCAGGGCUGAACUCAGAGGAAUCUGGUUGACAUUCAUGAAAUGUUUCAACCACCCAGUGAAAGAAAACACUAUGAAGCUGGCUGCAGUCUGGUUUACUUUGUCCUUUGGGUACUACGGGCUGUCUGUGUGGUUCCCAGAUGUCAUCAAGCACCUUCAAGCUGACGAGUACGCCUCCAGAGUGAAGAUUCAUAACAAUGAACGCAUUGAAGACUUCACUUUCAAUUUCACCCUGGAGAACCAGAUCCACAGAAAUGGGGUCUUUGUAAAUGACAGGUUCAUCAGUAUGAGGUUUAAGGCAGUCACGUUCAUCGACUCAUCUUUUCUCAACUGCUACUUUGAAGAUGUCUCCUCAGUAGGAUCCUUUUUCAGGAACUGUACCUUUGUAGACUCCUUCUUUUACAACACAGAUAUUGAUGACACCAAGCUGACAAAUUCAAGGGUGAUCAACAGCUCUUUUCACCACAACAAGACAGGCUGUCAGAUGACAUUUGAUGACGAUUACAGUGCCUACUGGGUCUAUUUUGUCAACUUCCUGGGAACGUUGGCUGUGCUUCCUGGAAACAUUGUCUCUGCUCUCCUCAUGGACAAAAUAGGACGCCUAAGCAUGUUAGGAGGUUCCAUGGUGCUAUCAGGCAUCAGCUGCUUCUUCCUUUGGUUUGGCACCAGCGAGUCAAUGAUGAUCUUCAUGCUCUGUCUCUACAACGGCCUCAGUAUCUCCGCCUGGAACUCCCUGGAUGUGGUCACCACUGAACUGUACCCAACAGACAGGAGGGGCACAGGAUUUGGCUUCUGUAAUGCUAUGUGUAAGCUGGCAGCGGUGCUGGGCAACCUGAUCUUUGGCUCUCUAGUUGGCAUCACCAAGGCCAUUCCCAUUCUGCUGGCAUCAUCCGUGUUGGUUGGCGGCGGGCUAGUGGGGCUCCGACUGCCAGACACACGUGCCAAUGUCCUCAUGUAAACCUCAGCACAGAACAGUAUGUUGUUUACCAGGUAUUUUCUCAGUUUACUGAAUAGCAACAUAUUUACAGAAAGUGAUUUGUUAAAAUAUUUUUGAAACGCGCUUUGCAGUUUGUUUUUUAUUUACUUUUUCCCCAUAAAAUAUGCGGAAUAUGUUCACAAACUCAGAUUCAUGAUGAGUUUUAUUAUUCUGUUAUUUCUGAGAGAAAUGCCUGGUAAAUUAGGAUAAUGAAAUGCAGUUUUGCAGAGCUGUAGGUGUACAGAGGAGCUUCAUUUAGAAUAUCAAAUGUUAUGCCAGUGGCUUUUUACCAGAGCUAUUGGUAUUCUUGCAGGAAUUUGGAGGGAAAAAAAAGCUUUUGAGAAGCAAGCUAAAUUUAUCAGUGGUGAUUAAAGUCUUUAUAACAGCAGCUCAUUGCAGCUCAGCACUAAAAUGGGCGGUUUCACACAUGCAGCCCACAAAUGCAUGUGCCAAAGCUGCAAAAGGCUUGGGCUUCUAGCAACCUUCACCUUCUGAGUUCCACUCAGUUGUAUGCUGAUUAAAGGAAAUGUGUGACGUUUUUGUUUACAUAUGCAUUUGAAGCCACCAGCAGCAGCUCAGGUUUGCCAACUGUCAAGCUUUUGGCAUGAGACACUUGCUUUGAGGCUCUACCUCGUGUGGCUCAUGCUGGUCAAUAAUUUGCUUGCCCUUAGUCAGCAAAAGGACACACAGUCCAAAAUAACUGAAGACCUUUCAUGCACAAUGACUGCACAAAAUGCUGAGAACAGGAGUUCAGUUUAUUGCUUGCAGCUGUUUAUAGGAGUCUUUCCAGUGACUUUUGCUUAAAUUUGUAAAUGUUAUAUAGCCUAAGGAUCCAUAUGAGCAUCUCCAAAAGAGUUAAAGAAAAGAGUUAAAAACAUUUAUGAACAUGACACACAAGUGAUAAAGAUCUGUCAGCAAAUGAUGCUCUACUUUUUCCCAGACAGGUGAUGUCACACACAGUCACAGUUUUCAUGCUGCAGUUUAAUUACUUGUUUAGCCUUCUCUAUUAUAGCUAUUAGGACAUUUUUAAUUUACUGUGUGUACAAGUCUCAUCUGUUUUCUAAAGUUUUUAUUUUUAUUCGUUUGUUUAUUGUAGACAGUUUUUCAUUCCACAGUUGCUUUCUGUAGCAGUAAUCUUUUUCAUGUAUCAAUGCGUGACUGUAACUACAUAUAGGAGCAGUUACCCUCUUGUAAAGGGUUGGGCAAUAAAUUUUUGAAAGGGGCCAAAUUAGAAAUUGGGACUGUUGCGGAUGUCUGCCCAAUGAGUUUAUAAAGAUAUAAAAUUAAAUUGUGAGCAUAACUGAGUUCAGCUUAUUAGUGUAAGCCUCCAAAAUAGUCCCCCUUUAUUUAUUGGCCCCUUGGGACAAUUAUUUGCUCAUAUCUCAUGCUAUAGUCAUUACAGUAACUAUGACCAGUAACAAUGAAAACACUUUUAAUGGUAUAAGGUACAGUUAUCAUUAUCAUUGGACAUGGUUAGGAUCUUCAGUGUUCAUUAUAAAAUCAUGAAAUAUCAUAAAUAAACCUAAAGCAAAUUUGUCAUCAACAUAUAGCACCAGGAUGGGGAAGGAGGUAUUGUUUUGAGUUAAAACUUGAAAGUUGGCAAUGUUGGCUUGCUUAAAAAGAAAUUAUUUAUUAAGUGUUUAUAAUUA